This is a messenger RNA of Sphaeramia orbicularis (orbiculate cardinalfish), 2063 nucleotides long. RefSeq lists its product as uncharacterized. Gene Ontology annotation, cellular component: cytoplasm. Lineage: Eukaryota; Metazoa; Chordata; Actinopteri; Kurtiformes; Apogonidae. The transcript has 11 exons. Gene Ontology annotation, biological process: programmed cell death. The record is from RefSeq and is a predicted model, not a curated record. The coding region runs from base 3 to 1571 and encodes 522 amino acids.
UUAUGGGGUUGAUAAUCUGGUUUUUCAAGCAGUGUUUGGCAUUUCCAGUUUGUAUCAGUCUCUACUCGACAUCGCCUGUAAAACUGAUCUGUCAAAGUCCACCCACAGUGCUGCAGAUUUGGUGGUGUGAACAACUACUGUACCUUUUUAACAUCAAGAGCCUAUCUUCAAAAGUAAAGUACAACACAAUGUUCAAGCAGCAUGUUAAAGAGGUACUCCGUGAAGCAGACCCAAACAAAUCUCUCAUCUACCAUGGAGGUCCUGAAAAAGUGGAUCUACUGGCAUUAGUCAAAAAGAAGAAGAAUCUUCUAUUUUCAGCUAAGUAUGACGUCCAGAGUACCACAUUUGUUCACUUGAUUCCAGGACUCUCUGUUGACGUCACAGAGGAAGAUUUUAUUAAGGAUUACCAGUCCAGUGGACAGAUCUCAGUGAGUGGCAGCAUACAAGGAGGCCUAGACAAGGUUUCUGCUGAUGUCAAAGCAGGAGGAUCCAGUCAACAGGGAUCAUCAACUGUCACUAUUAAGAUGAAGGCAGUCGAUCGUCCCUCGCUGAAGAAAGGAUACCGUGGCCAGAAGAUCGAUACAUUUUGGAUGCCUGAAUUGGAGAAAGGAGAAGUGCUGGGGUUCGUUGACAGGAUCAUCUACAACGCUGAUGAAGUUGAACUUCAUGGACAGACCGAAGUGGAUGGGGAAUCUAAAGCAUCCUGGAGUGUAUUCUUUGGUUUCUCUGCAAAGGGCAAGAUGGAAAAGGAAAAGUCCUACAAAGUGCCAGCAGGACGGGUUUAUGCCUAUGGCUUCAAUGAGAUCAAAUUUCAAGACGAUGAAAUUAAGAGCGUCAGAGUGGAAAUGUGCUCGUUGGGUGUGAAAUCAUGUGGCAUCGAGAAGGUCCAAUCAUAUUCAGAUAAAAUUCUGGCACCAGAAACCUUUGAAGCUGACAACGUUACUGAGAACACCUAUGAGAACCUGCAACAAAUACAGGAGGAGCUACAGAAGAUAGAAGGUGUGUUUCAGCCACUGAGUCAUCUUCCACGCGCGACCCGUUCUACUCUAUUCCAGAGGCUCUGCUGGGUUUCUGAAGAAAAGGAUGCUGUGACUGCUCUUGAGCAAGCGCUCAGUCUGUGGUGUGAGCAGCAGCGUUUUCACCUGCCUCAGUCACUGUCAGCCUGUUCAGUGUUGGAUCUGCUCAGACUUGCUCCUCUGACCAGAUGGACUUAUAGGUCUUGUUUCCUCAGAGCUGUUCACAUGUUGGUCAGCGCCGUGGACAUACUGCCAGACCAUAUGCCAGCCAUGAUUACCAAGUGCAGCCCUGACACACUGACAGUCCUCAAUCAUCUUGUGAGCAGCAUUAGGGACAGUGGUAAGGCUCAGGUCGCCCAGCCGCUGCCUGGUCCUCUGCAGGAGGGAGGGGAGCUCCACUGGCUGACGGAGUUCCUCUGCUCCACCGACGAGACGCUCCAAGAUCUAGAUGAGCUGGCGAUGGUGGCAGGAGAAACACCGGGAGCGCUGCUUCUGGCUUUGUGCAUCACUGUGCAAGGACUCCACAUGAUGCAGGGAGAACAGAAUGAGUCUUAAUCCAAAAGAGGCUGAGAUAAGAGCAUCGUUCUUUGAUCAGGUUCAUGAAUGUUCUAUUUUCAUAGGAGUCAAGCACAUAAAACCUUCUCACUGCACUGCUUCCAUGCUGGUCAAUUACCUGUUUAAAACAUCUCUGUCUUUUUAAUUAAACCCUCAGCUGCACGCCACUGGAAGCACCUACUGAUGUUAAAUGUUUAAUAUGUUUUCAUCCGCGAAUUCUACCAAUGCUUUUAAACAGUUUGGGUAAAAUGCAGUUUUUCAGCUUUUCACUGGAAUCAGAUACAAUGGUUUUGGAUAUUCAGAGGUUCCACAAUGAACAUGGAAACACUUUCAUUUUCUACAACAUUUUUUCACCAAUAAAACCCAUGGAGUUUAACAAAUUGUUUGUGGACACUUGUUUUUCCCUCCAGUUAAUAAAACUUAGAGGUUUACUUGCUUUAUUAUCAUCAUAAAGAAAUGUGGUUUAAUUUUUAUUUGCAUUUUACUCAUCCA